UCCUUCGAAGUUGAAAGGCAGGAGCAGCGCGGUGGAGGGGGCCCAGCUCGGCUUCAGACUUGCCGUGGAUGCAGCGAUUUUUCGUCUCCUUCUUUUUUUCUUCUUCACGUUAGUGCCGUUUUGUUUCUCGCUCCUGCGUGACAUUUCCACUCCGUCGCGAUGGCGGGGGCUAUUAUUGAGAAUAUGAGCACCAAAAAGUUGGUGAUAGUGGGAGUUAUUCUGCUUUUGUUCCAGGCGUUUGCCUUCAUGGUGGGCGGUUUAAUUGCUCCCAGCCCCACAACAGCAGUCCACUACUUGGCCACCAAGUGUGUGGACACAGUGAAAAACCGACAAGACUCAAAGUGGUUUAUGCCUUGGGGUCCCAACCAGUGUGAAAAGAUCCGCUCCUUUGAUGAAGCCAUGGCGAAGAAGAUCGAGGCUAACAACAUUGUGUUUGCUGUCCACAUUCCUCUGCCUAACAAGGAGAUGAGCCCGUGGUUCCAGUUUAUGCUGGUCAUCAUGCAGUUUGACAUUGCAUUUAAGAUGCACAACCAGAUAGAGGAUGGAGCAAUGGUGACCAUUGACGUCGGCCUGGCAUACAGAGAUGACACCAUCAGUGAGUGGACGGAAAUGGCUCAUUCUUUUGAACAGAGGAAGCUCAGCUGCAACUUUACUACUGCCAAGACCUAUGAGAAUGAGGGUCGCUACUAUGAGUGUGACUUGCUGCCGUUUAUGGAGGUGGGGAGCGUUGCCCAUAAAUACUAUCUUCUCAACAUCCGUCUGCCCGUGAACGACCGCAAGAAAGUGAACGUGGGGAUUGGAGAAAUCAAAGACAUUCGCCUUGUUGGCAUCCAUCAGAACGGAGGCUUCACCAAAGUGUGGUUUGCCAUGAAGACCUUCCUCACACCCAGCAUCCUCAUCAUCAUGAUCUGGUACUGGAGACGCAUCACUCUCAUGAGCAGACCUCCUGUCCUCCUGGAAAAGGUAAUCUUUGCUCUGGGCAUCUCUAUGACAUUCAUCAACAUCCCAGUAGAGUGGUUCUCUGUCGGCUUCAACUGGACCUGGAUGCUGCUUUUUGGAGACAUCAGGCAGGGCAUCUUCUACUCCAUGCUGCUCUCCUUCUGGAUCAUCUUCUGCGGAGAGCACCUCAUGGAAACACAGUUCUUUGAAGCAGAGGUUCUGGGCAGAGGAGAACUGAAGAUGUGUGAGCUCUGUCUACCAGCCAUCAAAAUCUUCCCUCAACUUGACCUUCCUACAAAAAAAUUGCAGGACCAGACGGAGAGGAAUCGUUUCUCAGUUUACUGGAAGCAGGUCGGACCCAUUGUGUUUGGCUCCUUCUGUCUCUUCAUCUUUGACAUGUGCGAGAGAGGUGUCCAGCUUACAAACCCCUUCUACAGCAUCUGGGCGUCUGAUGUGGGAACAGAGCUGGCUAUGGCGUUCAUAAUUGUGGCAGGGAUCUGUGCCUGUCUCUAUUUCCUCUUCCUCUGCUUCAUGGUUUUUCAGGUCUUCCGCAACAUCAGCGGCAAGAGGACGUCCCUGCCUGCCAUGUCCAAGGCCAGACGCCUGCACUAUGAGGGUCUAAUUUUCAGGUUCAAAUUCCUCAUGCUGGUCACUUUGACCUGUGCUGCUAUGACUGUCAUCUUCUUCAUCAUUAGUCAGGUGAAUGAGGGUCACUGGCACUGGGGAGAGCACACAGUGCAGGUGAACAGCGCCUUCUUCACUGGAAUCUACGGCAUGUGGAAUCUGUACGUCUUUGCCAUCAUGUUCCUCUAUGCACCGUCUCACAAACGCUACGGAGAUGAACAGUCAAGUGGUCAGUGCAUCACUGGUGAUGCUGGAGCAAACAGUGGAGAAGACAUCCAGCUGACCACCACUAUCACCCAUGUUGACGGUCCCACUGAGAUCUACAAGAUGAGUGGCAAAGAGGCACAGGAAUAGAUUCCACACUGUUACUGAGACUCCCAUCUACUGCUCCAAUGAUAUACAGUCUGUCUACUCAAAGGGGUUCCUCUCUGCAUAUCCCCUGGCCCAAAAAAGGCGUUCAAUUAGCAUGUAGCUACCAGUCCCACAGUUGCUGCCCUGUUUCUAGCACCUGAGCUUGUUUACAUGCCACCCUGUUCCCAGAGUCCCUGUUGUAUCUGUUGGAAUCUCAACACUCCUAUCAGUCCUUUUCAUUUCAUUGUGGAAUUUCUUCUUACAUUUCAUACUUUACGUAAGCUCAGUUGUGUUUGUAGGUGUUGCACAACGCCUUUCACGCCAUGUCAGGUACUGAAAAGCUGCUUUAUUGAGAAAUUCAAGUGUAAACAAAAUCAUUUCUUGGUGGUCAAGAAGUUGCAGUCGCACUGUUUCACCGUGUCGUUGGUAAAACCUGAGCUGAUGAAGAUGGACUGCAAGAUGUUUUAACCAUUCGGUCUGAUAUUUUUGCUUUAUUACUUCAUAUACUCAUUCAAGGCCUUAGAACCUGUCAUGCAUACAUAUUUCAUAAAAAGUAGAUCAUGUGGAAUACUGCUGUCGCUCUUAGUCGUCUUUUUUUAUAUCACUGGGGAUAAUGUACAGACCACAUAGCCACUUUGGGGAAAUGCAUACUUUACGUUCAUCAUGUUACAAUGUAGAUAUCUAUUUUUUAUAAAGUGCUUAUUUUCAACUUCACAAAAUAUACGCGUCAAGCUUUAUCAAUAUUUUUGAAGUUGACUGUAGCCUAUUACACAUGGUUCUUUUUUUGUUUUGCUUUUUAAGCUAAUUUAAAUAAAAAACUUUUACUUAA
Molecule: messenger RNA, 2743 nt
Organism: Acanthochromis polyacanthus (spiny chromis)
Lineage: Eukaryota; Metazoa; Chordata; Actinopteri; Pomacentridae
Gene: wls
Product: Wnt ligand secretion mediator
Exons: 13
Coding region: 160-1917 (585 amino acids)
Biological process (GO): intracellular protein transport; Wnt protein secretion; Wnt signaling pathway
Cellular component (GO): organelle membrane; endomembrane system
Molecular function (GO): Wnt-protein binding
Source: RefSeq, a predicted model, not a curated record